GGGAGAAAGGCGGGUACCGGAAGGUGAAGAGGAACUCGGGCGCGCUCACCAGCCCAGGUCUCAGGGCCCCGCCACCUGCUUUCCUGUGUCACCGCCGCAGGCGGGCCACCGAGCUCCAGGAGGAGGACCCUGAGGACUCGGAUGAAGAACGGGCUCCGAGGCAGCAAGUAAAACCUUGGGUGGCCUUCAGAAGGGAACAGGCUAAACACCAGAAGGUGAGUAUUUCCCAAAUCCUGUUGACAACAAAAUUUUCCUCAUGGAGAGAAAUGCAGAACUCAGGACAAAGGAGAUGGACAUGAAGUUGUACAGCCUACGAGAAAGAAAGGGCCAUGUGUACCAAGAGGUCAAUGAUCCCCAGGAUGAUGACUACCUUUAUUGUGAGAAGUGUCAGAACUUCUUCAUCAACAGCUGCACUGUGCAUGGACCCCCUACAUUUGUAAAGGACAGUGCAGUGGACAAGGGGCAUCCCCACCGCUCAGCCCUCACCCUGCCCCCUGGGUUGAGAAUCGGGCCAUCGGGCAUCCCUGAGGCUGGGCUUGGAGUGUGGAAUGAGGCAGCAGAUUUGCCAGUGGGUCUGCUCUUUGGCCCUUAUGAAGGACACAUCACAGAAGAUGGAGAGGCAGCCAAGAGCAGAUACUCCUGGCUGAUCGCCAAAGGCAGAAACUGCUACGAGUAUGUGGAUGGAAAGGACAGAUCCUGGGCCAACUGGAUGAGGUAUGUGAACUGUGCCCGGGAUGAUGAAGAGCAGAACCUGGUGGCCUUUCAAUACCAAAGACAGAUUUUCUACCGAACCUGCCGGGUCAUCAGGCCGGGCUGUGAGCUGCUGGUCUGGUUUGGGGAUGAGUAUGGCCAGGAGCUGGGCAGCAAGUGGGACAGCAAGUGGAAGGGACAGCUCACGCCUGGAAGAGCAGAACCAAAGCCAGAGGUGCACCCAUGUGCCUCCUGCUUUCUGGCCUUCUCCAGUCAGAAAUUCCUCAGUCAGCACGUGAAACUCAAUCAUCCCUCUCAGAUUCUCCUGGGAACAUCUGCAAGAAAACACCUCCAAGCAGAGGAACCCUGUCCAGAGGAUCAGAAUCUGCAGCAGCAACAUACUAGUACACACAGCUGGAAUGAUAAAGCUGAAGGUCAAGAGAUCAAAGGAAGGUCCAAACCUUUGCUUAAAAGGAUCAGUCAGAGGAGAAUCUCAACACUCUUUUCCCAACCUUCCAAAGAACCAGUGACAACCUCUAGUGAGCAUGAGAGAAUGAUGGAGGAAGAGCCUCACAGAGGCCAGAAACAGAGUCCAGAGGACACAGGCAAGGUAUUUGUGAAAGCAGGAAUGUCAAGAAUUGUAACGAUCAAGUAUGGAUGGGUUUGGCAAGGCUUCGGUGAUGGGUCACAUUUCAUCACACACCAGAGGACAUACUCUGGGGAGAAGCCCUAUGUUUGCAAGGAGUGUGGGCGAGGUUUUACACGAAAGUCAAAUCUCAUCAGACACCAGAGGGGACACUCUGGGGAGAAGCCCUAUGUUUGCACGGAGUGUGGGCGAGGCUUUACACAGAAGUCACAUCUCAUCACACACCAGAGGACACACUCUGGGGAGAAGCCCUAUGUUUGCAGGGAGUGUGGGCGAGGUUUUACACGAAAGUCAAAUCUCAUCAGACACCAGAGGACACACUCUGGGGAGAAGCCCUAUGUUUGCAGGGAGUGUUGGCGAGGCUUUACACAGAAGUCACAUCUCAUCACACACCAGAGGAAACACUCUGGGGAGAGGCCCUAUGUUUGCAGGGAGUGUGGGCGAGGCUUUACGGACAAGUCAAGUCUCAUCACACAUGGGAGGAUACACUCUGGGGAGAAGCCCUAUGUUUGCAGGGAGUGUGAGCGAGGCUUUACAUGCAAGUCAAAUCUCAUCACACACCAGAGGACACACUCAGGGGAGAAGCCCUAUGUUUGUAGGGAGUGCGGGCGAAGCUUUACACGGAAGUCAAGUCUCAUCACACACCAGAGGACACACUCUGGGGAGAAGCCCUAUGUUUGUAGGGAGUGCGGGCGAAGCUUUACACGGAAGUCAGGUCUCCUCAGACACCAGAGGACACACACUGGGGAGAAGCCCUAUGUUUGCAGGUAGAGUACUGAGUCAUUAGCA
Molecule: messenger RNA, 2125 nt
Organism: Phyllostomus discolor (pale spear-nosed bat)
Lineage: Eukaryota; Metazoa; Chordata; Mammalia; Chiroptera; Phyllostomidae
Product: histone-lysine N-methyltransferase PRDM9-like
Exons: 8
Coding region: 257-2107 (616 amino acids)
Biological process (GO): regulation of DNA-templated transcription; positive regulation of reciprocal meiotic recombination
Cellular component (GO): nucleus
Molecular function (GO): recombination hotspot binding; protein binding; histone H3K36 methyltransferase activity
Source: RefSeq, a predicted model, not a curated record